AUGUCAAAUCAUCUGGAUCAAAUAGUCAAAAAAUAUAUUCUCAAUCAAUCAUUUGUUGAAUCGUCUUUCUUUACCAAGUUAUCUGAACUAAAGUUAGAAAAGUACAAAUUGGAUUCGUCUUAUAUUGCCAUUCAUGGUUUCCAAACACACCCAACCAAAUUGAACAAAUUUAACGACACACCCGUGUUGAACUUAGACCAAUCUAGUUUUGAUGACACAUUGAACGAUCUGAGGAUAAACAUUCCUGGAGAGUUGUUUAAUGUCAAUACAAUUGAAGAAUUCAAGUCCCUAGAUAAAUUGAAACUUUUAAACACAUGGGGGCAAAAUGUUUACCUGGAAGUGACAAACGCUACUAGUUUUGACUACAAAUUAUUCAAUAAAUUUUAUAUCUUAACGUAUUCAGAUUUGAAGAAAUACAAAUUCUAUUAUUGGGUUGCGUACCCCACAUUGAGCAAUACUUGGACAGUUGAAAGUGAAUCCCAAGAAACUGAUACUACAAUAACUCAGCUUGUUGAGACAGAGUUGGAUAACGAAUAUGGUCAAUUUUUCCAAUACUAUGGAGGAAAACUUCACAAAUCUGUUCAAGCGGACAAAGAACAUACAUUUGUAUUCAUAGAUACGUGUUUAAGUAAAGAUAGAAAGCCUUCAAGUCAGCUCAAAAACUAUUUAUAUUUCAUUGCGUAUAAGGGAAUUAAAGAAAUAGAUCUUGUUACUUACCGCAAUAAUAACUUGUCAUUUACACAGCAUUUGAAAUUAGAUGCUUUUACCGAUUCCCCGAAAAUCAGUGGUUGGGAACGAACAAACCAAGGAAAGUUAGGGCCCAAACUUGCAGAUUUGGGAUCAUUGAUAAAUCCUUUACAAUUGGCAGAACAAGCUGUUGAAUUGAAUUUGAAACUAAUGAAAUGGAGAAUUGCCCCUGAUAUUGAUUUGGAGAUUAUUAAAAAACAAAAAGUGUUGCUUCUUGGAGCUGGUACUUUAGGAAGCUAUGUCGCAAGAGCAUUGUUGGGCUGGGGUGUCAGGAGCAUUACGUUUGUUGACAGUGGUAGAAUAUCGUUUUCCAACCCUGUGAGACAGCCACUAUUUAACUUUGAAGAUUGUUUUAGUGACAGUGGACAAGGGGAAUACAAAGCAUUGAGAGCUGCAGAGAAUUUGAAAAGAGUUUUCCCCGGUGUAGAUGCAAAAGGUAUUUGUUUAGCAGUCCCUAUGGUGGGUCACCCAGUUACUGAUGAACAUAAAGAAAGGGAAAAUUAUGAAACUUUAGUAAAACUUUUUGAGGAGCAUGAUGUUAUAUUCUUAUUGAUGGAUUCAAGAGAGUCAAGAUGGUUACCUACUUUAAUUGGUGCAGCCAAUGAAAAAAUAGUAAUUAAUGCUGCCUUGGGUUUUGAUAGUUAUCUUGUCAUGAGGCAUGGAGUGACGAACCAAAAGGAUAGAUUGGGGUGCUAUUAUUGUAACGAUGUGGUUGCUCCUAAUGACAGUUUAUCGGACAGAACGUUAGAUCAAAUGUGCACUGUAACAAGACCAGGAGGUGCAUUGAUGGCUUCAUCUUUAGCAGUUGAAUUGUUGGUGGCGAUUUUGCAACAUCCUGAAAGGAAUCUUGCACCACAUGAUGCUGAAACAAAAUUUGGGAAUAUACCGCAUCAAAUCAGAGGGUUCUUACACAAUUUCCAACAAACAAAGCUAUUUGCCCCUAGCUAUGUUCAUUGUUCAGCUUGUUCUCCACGAGUUAUUACUGAAUUUAAGCAAGAAGGAUGGGAAUUUGUUAGAAAAUGUCUCGAUGAUUCUCAAUAUUUAGAGGAUAUUUCUGGGUUGACCAAAGUUCAACAGGAAGCUGAGUUGGCUGCCAAACAAUUGCUCGAAGAUUUGUCGUUGGAUGAUGAUGUUAGCAAUGAUAUUGAUGAGGAUUCUGAGUGGUUAAGUUGA
This is a messenger RNA of Candida albicans SC5314, 1920 nucleotides long. RefSeq names its product Apg7p (gene APG7). The transcript has a single exon. The record is from RefSeq and is a predicted model, not a curated record. Gene Ontology annotation, biological process: C-terminal protein lipidation; autophagosome assembly; protein modification by small protein conjugation. Gene Ontology annotation, molecular function: Atg12 activating enzyme activity; Atg8 activating enzyme activity. Lineage: Eukaryota; Fungi; Ascomycota; Pichiomycetes; Serinales; Debaryomycetaceae. Bases 1 to 1920 code for a protein of 639 amino acids. Gene Ontology annotation, cellular component: phagophore assembly site; cytoplasm.